AUGGAGUUUAAUAAGAUGGCAAUGCAUGGCAACGGAGCUUUCUUCAUUUCUGACUCAGACUCAACCUCGGAGGAUGAUGAGCUUGUUGAUGUGGACGAGCUUGAGAAGAGAAUAUGGAGGCAAGAAGCACGCCUACGACGUCUAAAGGAACAAAGAAAGACUAAAGAAAGAGUUGGUGAGCAAGCGAUGAUGAGUACGGAGAUGAAGAAAACGUGUAGAGAGCAAGAUGCGAUUACGGAAGAAAUGUAUAAGAUGAUGGAGUUCUAUAAAGCUCAAGGGUUCGUUUACGGAAUCGUUCCCGAGAACGGGAAGCCGGUGAUGAUGAGUGCUUCUGAUAAUCUUCAAGAAUGGUGGAAAGACGAGGUCAGGUUUGAUCUUAACGGUCCAAUCGCUAUAGCAGAACACAAAGAAUCGGAGAAUAUGAUGAAUCUUGCGAGUAACAUCCAAGGUAACGAUGCUGCAAACGAGCUAGGAGUUAGACCACCAUGGUGGCCUACAGGGCAAGAGCAUUGGUGGCCACAAGAUCAAGAACAAGGUCUCGCGCCGCCUUAUAAGAAGCCUCAUGAUUUGAAUAAGAGGUGGAAGAUUUGUGUGCUGACUUCAGUUAUCAAGCAUUUGUCUCCUGGCAAAGCCCGCAAGAUUGUUAGUGAAUCCAAGAAGUUGCGGAAGAAGAUGGCUGCCACAGAAUGGGACAUUUGGUUUAACAUUGUUAACCAAGAAGAGAACUCAUUAAAUCUUGAGACAAUGUUGAAUCUUUCAAACUUUGAGAUGGAUCAAACGCAGAUGAUGGGGAAGAGGAAGCCGGAGGAGAGCUAUCUAAUGGACAAUGAAAUCAACGUUGGAUUUCAAAACAUGAGUUCAAGAAGAGACAAUAACCAACCGGUUUGGCCAAACCGAGACAGUCUUUUGGCAUUUGGAGGUUAUGAAAACGGGCAGGAGAUGGUCCCCGAGUUCAUGUCUAUGUACGAUGGAAACAUGAGCAACCAAACUUGUUCAGUGAUGGGAAAUCAAAGCGUGAAUCUUCUUCAGCCAAUAGCUCAGAAUCAUCAAGAACAAAUGCAUGUUGCUCAGAAAGCAGCAGCAAAACCUAGGGUUCUUUACAAAUGA
Molecule: messenger RNA, 1107 nt
Organism: Microthlaspi erraticum
Lineage: Eukaryota; Viridiplantae; Streptophyta; Magnoliopsida; Brassicales; Brassicaceae
Source: the annotation of a GenBank genome assembly